Messenger RNA from Osmerus eperlanus (European smelt), 2876 nucleotides. Its product is annotated as mediator of RNA polymerase II transcription subunit 26-like. Gene Ontology annotation, molecular function: transcription coregulator activity. Gene Ontology annotation, cellular component: nucleus; mediator complex; core mediator complex. Lineage: Eukaryota; Metazoa; Chordata; Actinopteri; Osmeriformes; Osmeridae. The transcript is spliced from 3 exons. Bases 293 to 2110 code for a protein of 605 amino acids. Gene Ontology annotation, biological process: regulation of transcription by RNA polymerase II; positive regulation of gene expression. The record is from RefSeq and is a predicted model, not a curated record.
CAGAACCUGGCAACCUUGAGUGUGAGGGAGAUACCGAUGGUUGAGAAAGGCCAGACCGCAGGCUACUGCCGAGAAGGUAGCCGAACGCAUGAGCGUUUGGAGAAUCUGUUUCUCUUUAUAUCUUUAUCACGCUGAACUUAACAACCGCAUGAACUAACAACUAUGCGCCAUGUAAACAUGGGGCUUGAUUUACGAGCGCAUUACCUGUCCAUAGGCCUGUAAGUGUCGACGGUCAACCACCCGUCUCUGUCUUUAGAAUCUCCUGUCUACUGAUCCGCGCCACUGCCAGGCAAUGACAGCGGCUACGGCAACUCCGCAGCAAAUGAGAGACCGGCUGCUGCAGGCCAUCGAUGGCCAAAGCAAUAUCUGCAACAUGGUGGCCGUCAUGGAAGUCAUCUCCUAUUUGGAGAAAUAUCCCAUUACCAAAGAAACACUGGAGGAAACCCGUCUAGGCAAACUAAUCAAUGACGUAAGGAAAAAGACGAAGGAUGAGGACCUCGCCAAGCGGGCCAAGAAGCUUCUGCGCAACUGGCAAAAGUUAAUUGAGCCGGGGCAGAGCGAGGUGUCAUCUAAAGGGCACUCAAACAUGCCAGGCUCUGCCAAUGGUGGCACUUACCCCUGCCGAACAGACAUCUCCCCUCCAGCUGCCACUCCACCAUCAGGUAAAACGGUCCCAGAGCUCAAGAACAGAAAUGACUUCAACAACUGUUACUCCCCCAAAACUGAGAAGUCAGCUAACCGAAAACGGAAAGGGGAGCAGAGGGAUGGACAGCACUUGCCAGUGAAAAUUCCAAAAACAACUGCCAAUGACAAAGUGCACAACUCCUCUAGACCAACCAAUGGAAUCAUAGGUGGGCCGGAGGCUUUUACGGACAUGUUUGAUGUUCCGUCGGACAAAGAUAUUGUCGCUGAGCAUCUUGAGAGCGACAGACUAAACAAAAUCCCUGUCAAUGCUGUCAAACCUCACCCCAGUUCACAAGGACUCGGCAAACCUCCUAGCACUUCUGCCUUGCUGAAAGCAGCAGUGUUGCAGCAGCAGGCCAGAUUGGAGCAGGCUGCCUCGGGAGGAGGGCAUUGCCAACCCAAGAGUCCUCGUUCCUCCUCGCAUAGUCCUCGAACUUCCAAGCAAGAGUUGGUUGCAAGGCAACCUGCACUCUCUGCGCCCAAAGUAUCAACUCUUUCAAGUCCCACUCAGAGCACCACGUUUUCUGGGAUGGGGUCCUCUCCUUUGCCUUCUCCACAGCCUUUAACCCAGUGUGUCCAGGUAUCACACCCGGAUAGGCCUCCCAUUGCCGAGUCCUCCUUUCACUGGGAAGGACUGGCAGACUCAGACCCACACCUUCAGCACAGCAAUCGCAUAUCUGUCUCUCCUGGAGAGACUCUGCACAACUCCAAAUCCUUGUCACUUAGCAAAGGGGUUAAGAUUGAAGAUGAUGAUUCUGUGAACAUCACAGGGAAGAAAAAAAGAAAUAAAUAUAGGCCUAGAGACUACACUGUAAACUUAGACGGGCAGCCCACGGAAGAGAGCACAAAACCAGUCAGGUUAAAAGACCGAAGACUUACAUUUGACCCUGUAACUGGGCAGAUCAAACCAUUAUCCCAUAAAGAGUCUUACCAGGAGUCAGAGGUCACACCAGCGCCUGUUCCUCUAGAGCCUCACAGGACCGAACCACCUAAGCCAAGCCCCUGUACACAGAAUCUCCCUGUACCCCCUAGUCCCUUUCAACAGACUAACUGGAAAGAGUUGUCGAGGAACGAAAUUAUCCAGUCCUACCUUAACCGACAAAGCAAUGUGCUUACGUCUUCCGGGGCUCAAACUCCUGGGGCACACUUUUUCAUGACGGAGUACUUAAAACAAGAGGAAGAUCAUGUCAAAGAGGCCAGGAAAAAGCAUACGUUGGCACCGACUAUCCAAGAUGCACAGUUACCUGGAGUCGACAGAGAGGUUACAAGUGAAGACCUUGUCAGAAUACACAAAGAGCACUGGCCUGGGGUUAAUGGAUGCUAUGACACUAAGGACAAGUGGUAUAAUUGGACAGAGUGCAUAUCCUUAGACCCACAUGGGGAUGAGAGCAAGUUGAACAUACUACCAUACAUCUGUCUGGACUGAGAGUUCCUUUCUAAAGAGCGGGAGCUAAGUAGCCUCCAUGAGUACCUCAACGAGAGAGAAAGGUUAAGACUAUGCAAAGGCAAGUUUUCAGGUAGAGAGCCAGAUGUGGUCACUCCUUUGCUGCUUUCCUUUGUUGAUGUUAGAGAGGCUUCGGGAAGUAGGCCACCAGUAAAGGUAGUGACGGAUCAGUGUUGGGUGGGAGGCAGCUCGGCUGUGGGAAUCACAGUUCCCUCAUUUCCUUUCGUGUGACAUGGGUUAGGCUAUGCAUUAUCUGCCAAUGUUUAAAGGUGCCUAGUAACUUGAAGUAAGCAAUGUGUUUGGCGGGUACAGUACAAUCUGGCAAGUGAAACAGAACAGUGUGGUUACCAUGUAUGAACUUAUUUAUCUUGACUUUUUCUUCUUCACUUUGUUUGUUACAUACAUGUGCAGAAAUGUCAUUGAGAAAGAGACCCAUUUACUUAGCUCUGCUUGUCGGAAAUGGUUAACCUGUGUUCUGCACAAACGUUUUGAUUUCUUCCUGCAGUAUUAUCAUUCCAUACUGCCAUACUGUUUUCUUGCCCGGGGGCCUGAACACCACAUUAAAACAUCUUGCAAAAUUACUUUUGGAAAUGUGAUCUAGAAGCAGCAUUUUCCUUUUAUUUGCCUUUUCCCACUCAUGUUUUUAGUUUGUAAAAUAUGAAUUGAAAGGCAACACAGAUAAUGCUAUACAACAUUGCAACUUUGUACUGUGAGGAAAACUGAAAAUAAAUUGUUUAUAUGCUGGAAA